AUGUCGACCACUACAGUAACUCACACCCAAAACGGCGAUUUUCACAGCUCCAUCCUCCGCGAUUAUGAGCUUCACCAUUCUCAAGCCCGCGAGGAAUCGCCUGAUUGCCGAACAUCGCCUGUAACGCACCCGGAGUUUGAUCUGCCGCAUCGUCGUGUGCCUGAGUACAGGCCGCUGAAUCGAGAUGAGGCGCAUGUUAAUGGCGUUCGCGUCUAUACGAGCCCGGCUGAGCGGUUCUUCAUCACUGCCAUGUUUCGAGGUCUAAGCGUUAAUGCUAAGGGCGCUGCUCAGUAUUGGAGAGCGUCAAUUGGGAAGUUUACGGACAAGGUUUGGAAAUAUCAGAUUGGAGGAGAGUUUUAG
Messenger RNA from Fusarium subglutinans, 360 nucleotides. RefSeq lists its product as uncharacterized. The transcript has 2 exons. The record is from RefSeq and is a predicted model, not a curated record. NCBI's taxonomy places the organism in Eukaryota, Fungi, Ascomycota, Sordariomycetes, Hypocreales, Nectriaceae. Bases 1 to 360 code for a protein of 119 amino acids.